AUGGCUCGUUCGAGGAGAACCUCAAGCAGGCUGGGAGCCGACCCUCGUGGAGACACGGGGGCUCCAGCUAUGGCAACCUCUUUACGAUUACGGUCACGAUUUGCAACUGAAUCCGAUAAGUCUCCUUCGAAAUCCAACCAUUCUGCCCGCCCCAAGAAACCACGUUCUCUUUCCAGACGGAUCAAGCGGAUAUGCGUGCGACAUACCUGGCUCGUACCUCUGUUGGCGAGUUUGACAGUGGUGUGUGGUUACCUCGUCAGCCCAGGUCAUCACAAUCCUUUGCGUCAUGCACUUUUCCUCUCAUAUCGACUUGAACCCUUGACCCCAGGAACACCAAUUAUGUAUGGCAAAGGCGGUCACGAUGCCACAUUCGUGACAUUCUACACCAUUGUCCUCAGUUUCACGAGAGAGUUCAUCAUGCAAAGACUUCUUCAGCCUAUGGCUUUCCGCUUUGGCAUCAGAGGCCGUGGAAGACAAUACCGAUUUAUGGAACAGGCGUACACGGCUUUAUACUUCAGCAUUUUGGGUCCUCUCGGUCUCUAUAUCAUGUCAGAGAGCCCUCUCUGGUACUUCAACACUACGGCCAUGUUUGAGAACUACCCUCAUCGGACACACACUGCUCUUUUCAAAGCCUAUUACCUAAUUCAGUUCAGUUACUGGGCUCAGCAGGCGAUUGUCUUGGUUUUAUUACUGGAGAAGCCGCGAAAGGACUUUAAAGAACUCGUCAUGCACCACAUUAUAACAUUGACGUUGAUCGCAUUAAGCUACCGCUUCCAUUUCACAUACAUGGGACUUCUUGUAUACAUUACUCACGACAUCAGUGAUCUUUUCCUGGCGACUUCCAAAACGCUAAACUACAUCGACUCUGUCAUUGUCGGCCCCUUCUAUGGUCUGUUUAUAUGUAUCUGGAUUUAUCUCCGCCAUUAUCUCAAUUGGACUUUUCUCUGGGCCGUCUUGACCCAAUUUCGCACCGUGGGACCUUAUGAAUUGGACUGGAGUAGAGAGCAAUACAAGUGCUGGAUCAGUCAGAUCAUCACUUUUGUUCUCAUGACUUGUUUGCAAGUGAUCAACAUCAUCUGGCUGGUCUAUAUCAUUCGGGUCGCUCGCAACUAUGUCUUCAAUAACGACCGGAGAGACGAACGAAGCGAUGACGAAGAGGAGGGAGAAGAAGAGGAGCAAAUUGAAGAGCACGGCACACAUCCAGAUAGAAUCGAGGUACGAGCAGACUCCGAGAAGAAUUCACAGACAAGGCAUUAA
Exophiala mesophila is the source of this 1257-nucleotide messenger RNA. RefSeq lists its product as uncharacterized. Lineage: Eukaryota; Fungi; Ascomycota; Eurotiomycetes; Chaetothyriales; Herpotrichiellaceae. Gene Ontology annotation, cellular component: membrane. Gene Ontology annotation, biological process: ceramide biosynthetic process. The record is from RefSeq and is a predicted model, not a curated record. The transcript is spliced from 3 exons. Gene Ontology annotation, molecular function: sphingosine N-acyltransferase activity. Bases 1 to 1257 code for a protein of 418 amino acids.